AGGCCACCUCACCCUCACAGAUGUGAGGAAAACCUCAAAGCCUUUGGCCUCAGCAAAGUGCAGCAUUCCCUCACCCCGCUCCGGUGCGGAAUUCCUGGGUGUCUCCUGGGCUCCCGCUCUGGAAGGCUGCCUUGCCAUUUCAGGUUUUGAUGGCACUGUGCACGUGUAUGACACUCGGAGCUGGGACAGCUCUGCCAGGACACCAGAACCAACCUUUGUCCACAGAGGCCACAUGUUUGGGGAACAGGACAGCAAUGGAGACCCUCCCCUGGUCACAGCCCACGCGUGGCACCCACAGAGACCAAGAACUUUACUAUCAGCAGCCAGUGAUGGUUCCCUGCACAUCUGGGACUGGGUUCAGCCCGGGGAGACGUGUGGGUAG
Nestor notabilis (Kea) is the source of this 382-nucleotide messenger RNA. It is a transcript of the gene WDR73, whose product is annotated as WD repeat domain 73. The record is from RefSeq and is a predicted model, not a curated record. Gene Ontology annotation, biological process: cytoplasmic microtubule organization. Gene Ontology annotation, molecular function: protein binding. The annotation marks the transcript as partial. Gene Ontology annotation, cellular component: cytosol; spindle pole. The transcript has 2 exons. NCBI's taxonomy places the organism in Eukaryota, Metazoa, Chordata, Aves, Psittaciformes, Psittacidae.